AGUUACAAAUAAAGCUGGGGCGGAAAAACAUGUGGAGAAAGGAAUGACCAACUAGGUCCCAGAGAUGCUGAAACUGUGUAACAAAGACGCUGUAGCAUACUCCUUUGAGGGUCCACCUGACACCGUGCCUCCGCUUUUCAGCAUGCUGGACAGCAGUCAGCCUACUCCCUGGAGCAGUGAGCCCGCCAGUGAGCAGCUCCCACAGCCAGACUGCCCGCUGCAGGACCAACUGGGCGCUGGGCUGGAGGAAACAGAAGUGGAAACAGAAGUGGAAACAGAAGUCUUACUCCAGGAAACCAACAAUAAAGCAUCUCAAGAUGAAGAUCUGACGCACAAAGAAGUCACCAACAUCUGUUACCAGCACGAGCAGGAAGAAGAGGGACUCCAGACAACAGCCACAGCACCCCCGUCUCUGGAAGGGCCGUCUGAACCCGCUGCUCAGCCCUCUCUGUUCCAACAGAUAGACCAGAUAGAGCCCAGUGAGCCAAAAUCUCCAGAAGAAAACGACCUGUCCCAGAUGCUAAGUGAGUUGCAAGUGUCGCACGCAGAGACCACACUGGAACUAGAAAAGACCAGAGACAUGCUGCUUCUGCAGCGUAAAAUCAACGUGUGCUAUCAGGAGGAGCUGGAGUCAGUGAUGACAAAAGCUGAUAACGAAAACAGGGACCACAAAGAGAAGCUGGAGAGGCUGAGCCACCUCCUGGACCUCAAGAGCAACCGCAUUAAGCAACUGGAAGAGCAGCUCAGAGACAUUGCUUAUGGCACUCGGCAACCGUCACUGUGUCUGGAGUCACUGCCAGCCCACAGAGGGGAGGACGAAGUGGACAUUUCUCUGCUGCGUCGAAAUGAGAAUCUCUUUGAACUGCACAUCCACCAGGCCUUCCUGAUGCCUACUGCAAUAGCACAGGCUGGAGAUGCCCAACCUACCACUUUCUGCACUUACUCCUUCUAUGACUUUGAAACCCACUGCACCCCACUCUCUGUUGGGCCACAGCCCCUCUAUGAUUUCACCUCCCAGUUUGUAGUGCAGACAGAUUCUCUUUUCUUGCACUACCUUCAAGGAACUUCAAUGCGGCUCGAUCUCCAUCAGGCCAUGGCUAAUGAGCAUCAUACCCUUGCCACUGGAUGGAUUCCACUUGACAAAGUACUAGAGACUGUGGAGAAAGUCCAUGGCUUGGCCGCACUUACUGGAGCUGGUGGAGAAGACCUGGGGGUGUUAGAGUACUGGAUGAGGCUGUGCUUGCCCCUAAAAUCCAGCUUCCAGGCAUGCAAUAAGCGAAAGAAAGCCCAGGCCUACCUGUCAGUCAAUGUGCUUGGAGCUUGGAAGGUCCCGAAGGAUGAGUCCAGAUCCGAGUCUUGGACACCUCGGAAUGAACUGCGGAUUGAAAUCACCGGGUGCUGCGGCCUCCGGAGCCGGUGGCUGGGAACGCAGCCCAGCCCAUACGCCAUGUACCGCUUCUUCACCUUUCCCGACCAUGGCACCACCAUCAUCCCAGCCAGCAACAACCCACACUUUAAAGACCGGGCUCUGUUCCCAGUGCUCGUGACCUCUGACCUGGACCAGUAUCUGAAGCAGGAGGCCCUGUCUAUAUACAUCUUUGAUGAUGAGGACACAGAGCCAGGCUCCUAUCUUGGUCGAGUUCAUGUACCCUUGCUGCCGCUGGCACAAAACAAAUCUAUCAAAGGUGAUUUUAAUCUCAUGGACUCUUCGGAGAAGUCCAGCGGGUCCAUUAAAGUGCAACUAGACUGGAAGUCUCACUACAUGCCUCCAGAGGUCCCAGAACUGGAAGCUAAGACAGAGGAGGAUGACACCAAAGAUGACUUGGAGACCUCAACCACAGAAGAGACGGCCCCUUUCCUUCCCCAGGCCCAGAUGGCAUCGACAGAGAUUCCCAUCGAGGUUGGCCAGUGUCAAGUGAAGAGAAAGACUCCUCCCACAGAGGAAAGGAAGAAGAAAGAACAUCAGGUUGCAAGCUACUCAAGAAGAAGACACAGCAAGAGAACAGGUGUCCAAGGCAAGAACCGCAUGGAGUAUCUGAGCCGUAACAUCUUGAAUGGAAACACGCUGCAGCAGGUGCACUAUACUGAGUGGAAAUUCUCAGGGCUCAAGAAGUGCGAGGAUGAGGGCUUUAAAAUCCAGGACAAGAAAGAGAAAAUACAGCCGUCCCUUCCAGCACCAGCACAGGAGGAUCCCUCACAAACUACAAAUGAAGCUCAAGAACCCUCUGGACAAACUUCGGAAGCGAGCGAAGUACACACUACAGACAGUGAUGACAUCAUAGUGACACCCCAAGCUCAGACGUGUCCCAAAGCCGAUUCAGAGAAGAUGUGCAUUGAGGUGCUCUCCCUGGCCUUCUGUGCAGAGGCUGACGUCAUGUCUGAUGAGAGCAUACAGCAGGUGUAUGUGGAGUACAGAUUCUGUGAUCUGCCUCUCUCUGAGACGGAGACGCCGGUGUCCCUGAGGAAACCGAGGGCAGGAGAAGAAAUCCACUUCCACUUUAGCAAGGUGAUAGACCUGGACCCAGCGGAGCACCAAGGCAGAAGGCAGUUUCUGUUUGCCAUGCUGCAUGCUCAAGAUCCUGACGAGGGACGUUUAAAGUUUACAGUGGUAAGUGAUCCCCUGGAUGAAGAAAAAGAAUGUCAAGAUGUAGGCUAUGCGUACCUUGAUCUGUGGCAGAUACUUCAAUCUGGAAGAGAUAUCCUAGAGCAAGAACUAGAGAUUGUCAGCCCCGGAGACCAGGCCAUCCAAAUUGGAAGGCUGAAGGUUUCCCUUCGAGCAGCUGCUGCCCUCCAUAGCAUUUACAAGGAGAUGACUGAAGAUUUGUUUUCAUGAAAGAACUACUCCACUCUAAGAUUUGAGGGAACCACAGUGAGAGUCUCUUAUAAAGUAACAUGCCAUGCCAUGCCAUAAAA
Messenger RNA from Mesocricetus auratus (golden hamster), 2913 nucleotides. Its product is annotated as RPGR interacting protein 1. The transcript has 15 exons. Gene Ontology annotation, biological process: non-motile cilium assembly; retinal rod cell development. NCBI's taxonomy places the organism in Eukaryota, Metazoa, Chordata, Mammalia, Rodentia, Cricetidae. Gene Ontology annotation, cellular component: photoreceptor connecting cilium. Gene Ontology annotation, molecular function: thromboxane A2 receptor binding. The record is from RefSeq and is a predicted model, not a curated record. The coding region runs from base 65 to 2833 and encodes 922 amino acids.